AUGAUAGGCAAAAAGAUUGACCAUGAUGCACCUGAGCCAUGCGGUGGCUUUUUAGAUGCCAGCAAUGCCGGCUACAUCACCACCCCUGGCUACCCGCUGGAGUACCCACCUCACCAGAACUGUCGCUGGGUCGUCACAGCGCCGGAGCCCUCGCAACGCAUCGUCCUCAACUUCAACCCGCACUUUGAGAUAGAGAAACUGGACUGCAGGUAUGACUAUGUAGAGAUCCAUGAUGGGAACUCGGAGACUGCUGACCUACUGGGGAAGCACUGCAGCAACAUCGCCCCUGCACCAAUCAUAUCGUCCGGGCCGUCACUCCUCAUCAAGUUUGUUUCGGACUACGCCCACCAGGGGGCGGGCUUCUCACUGCGCUACGAAAUCUUCAAAACCGGCUCCGACUGUUCCCGUAACUUCACCAGUCCCACGGGUCUUAUUGAGUCCCCGGGCUUCCCAGACAAAUACCCCCACAACCUGGAGUGCUCCUUCAUCAUCAUUGUCCCCCCCAGCAUGGAUGUGACCCUCACCUUCCUCACCUUUGACCUGGAGAACGACCCCCUGCCGGGCGGAGAGGGGGACUGCAAGUACGACUGGCUGGAAGUUUGGGACGGACUCCCAGGAGUGGGCCCUCUGAUUGGUCGAUACUGCGGGAUCAGGGUGCCCCCUGAGAUCCAAUCGUCUACCGGGAUUCUAUCAUUGUCUUUCCACACCGACAUGGCUGUGGCUAAAGAUGGCUUCUCAGCUCGAUACAACAUGACGCACAAGGAAGUCAGUGAGACUUUCCACUGCAGUAAUGCAUUCGGUCUGGAGUCAGGAAAGAUAACGGACGACCAGAUCACAGCCUCGUCCAGUUUCUACGAUGACCGCUGGUUGCCACGACAGGCCCGACUCAAUUACCAUGACAACGGAUGGACGCCCAAUGAAGACAGCAACCGGGAGUACAUACAGGUGGACCUCCAUACUUUGAAGGUGCUCACAGGCAUCGCCACCCAGGGCGCCAUUUCAAAGGAAACUCAAAAGGCGUACCAUGUCACCACCUUCAAGCUGGAGGUCAGCACCAACGGAGAGGACUGGAUGGUCUACAGACAUGGCAAGAAUCAUAAGGUUUUCCAUGCCAACGUUGACCCCACGGAGGUGGUUCUAAACCGGAUCCCGCAGCCCGUCCUGGCCCGCUUCGUCAGAAUCAAACCUCAGACGUGGAAGAACGGCAUCGCGCUGCGGUUCGAGCUGUACGGCUGUCAGAUCACGGAUGCGCCCUGCUCAGAGCUGCAAGGCAUGUUGUCCGGGCUGCUACCAGACUCCCAGAUCUCUGCGUCCUCCAUGAGAGACAUCCACGGCUCCAUGGGGGCAGCCAGGCUGGUGGCCAGUCGGUCAGGCUGGUUUCCAAACCCGACCCAACCCAUAGCUGGGGAAGAGUGGCUACAGACCGACCUCGGUGUGCCCAAGAUGGUGCGGGGCAUUAUUACCCAGGGUGCAAGAGGGCUGGAGGGCAGCACCAGCGCUGAGAACAGAGCGUUUGUCAGGAAGUACAAACUGGCACACAGCUUGACCGGCAAAGACUGGACCUACAUCACUGACAGCAAGACGGGGUUUGCUAAGAUUUUCGAGGGUAACGGCCACUACGAUACUCCUGAGGUGCGGAGGUUCGAUGAGAUAGUGGCCCAGUUCAUCAGAGUCUUUCCGGAGAGGUGGUCCCCUGCUGGGAUCGGCAUGAGGAUGGAGGUCCUCGGCUGCGACCUGCCAGAAACCACCACUGUACCUGACACUGUGACCCCCACACUGCCCAGAGUGGAACAGACCACCGCUGCAAUGAGACCCGCCACCACUCCGUCCCUGUCGGCUGUAUGUGACUUUGAGCAGAGCUUGUGCGGCUGGUCGGCUGACCCCCAGUCAGGUGUGAGCUGGUCUCUGCACACAGCCAGCAGCGGUUCAUCUGGACACGGCUCUCAUGGAACGAGGCAGGACCUGGCUCUGGGAUCAGACAAUUUCUCAGGGAACUACCUCCACCUGGAUGCGGGCGCCCACACCCAGCGCAAGCGAGCCCGGCUGCUGAGCCCCGAGGUGGGUCCGGAGCAGGGCCCGCUCUGCCUCCUCUUCUACUACCAGCUCCAGGGGGAGGCCCAGGGGAGUCUGAGGGUCCUGCUGAGGGACAGCGACCAGGAGGAGACGCUGCUGUGGGCUCUGAAGGGAGACCAGGGGCCCCACUGGAGGGAGGGCCGCACCAUCCUGCCCCAGAGCCCCAAAGAGUAUCAGGUGGCAUUCGAGGGCUUUUUUGAUCACCCGACCAGAGGCCACAUCAGAAUAGAUAACAUCCACAUGAGCAACAGCGUGGAGCUGGAGCAGUGUACACAUCCCAGGCCUAUGGAUUUUGGAAAAGAUCCUGUUUACAACCACAAGCCCCCCAUCAAUGGAGACUAUGUCUUCCCAGGAUGGCCGUCCUCCUUCUCGACCCCCUCCUCCUCUGAUGCGGACCCCUCCUCCGUCACCCUGGUGUCGGAGAAAGACAAGGACAACGCCUGGCUGUACACGCUGGACCCCAUCCUCCUCACCAUCAUCGUGAUGAGCUCUCUCGGCGUGCUGCUGGGCGCCGUUUGUGCGGGACUGCUCCUCUACUGCACGUGCUCCUACAGCGGGCUUUCCUCGCGCUCCUCCACAACACUGGAGAACUACAACUUCGAGUUGUACGACGGGAUUAAGCAUAAAGUGAAGAUAAACCAGCAGAGGUGCUGCUCAGAGGCAUGAAGAGGAGGAGGAGGAGGAGGAGGAGAAUUCUAGAGAAUAUUAUGGGGGGAAAGACACUUCACGUGAUCUCCUGCAGAAGUAAUUUUGUUCUGUUCUCAGUUUGGACAAAGAAAACACGAAAAGGAAGCACUAGCUGUUAUAUCAAUCCCCAGUGUCCCCUACUUAAUAUCCUGCUCUGAUGUCUAAAAGGGGUAACAUUCAUCCCAGAGUUUCCCCCUAUUUGUGUGCCAGUGGGAACUUGUGACAUCGAUCUCCCCCACAUGCUAUGAGGCCUAAACUGGGAGAACACCGGACCCCAGUCCCCCCCUUCCCACAGCACCAUAUCUCCUCCGCCUGUAGGAGAGAGCCUGCUCGAUUCUAAAAGCCUGUGAAUGAAUGAAGGAAUGAAUAAAUGAAUAUGAAUGAUAGAUCUACCAUAGAAUAUAAUCCACCAGCCACUGGAAUGAAGCUAGGAGGAAAGACUACAGCACCCAUGACAAUCUGGACAUUUGGACCACAAAUGACAGCACAGUCUGGGUUGUUUGGGUAAAAAGUUGGUAAUGGAAUUCUUAAUGAAGAAGAGAUUUUCAUUAACUGCGUUGCAGAAGGGCAAUGUCAAUUUGUCCUCAUCGGCUUGAAUUUGAAUGUGGCCAGUAGAGACAGCAUGCUGAAAUAAAAAAGCUCCAGCUUCUGACUGUUGGUGAAGACUUCAGCACCAGUGGACCAUUUAAUGUGGGUACUUUUGACUGAAAUCAACACACAUAUCAAGCGAAUACCUAUCCCCCCUAAAGAAGUUUAAAAGAUAUCAAACCACAAUGCUCCAAUGAAUCUAGAUUUCUAAAGGUGAAGAAGAAAAAGAGGAUGGAAAAAGAACAUUUUCUUUUUUGUUUGUUUUUCUGAAAGUUUUAGAUAUGAGUUCUGGGACUUUCAAAUGUCCAUUAGCCUGCCAUAUGGCGCUCGCUCGCUACUUUGUCUGCCCUUGGUCUGCGCUUUGUGAAACCAGUGGCAUAGAAGAGUAAUGGUGACUGUUUUAGUUAUAUUUUAGACUUGUGUCUGGGAAAAAAAGGUAAAGAAAUGCCAGCUUCAGUUCGUAGCCGCCCUGUAGAGCUCUUACGCCAUUUUUUAGACUUUCUUUAGCAUUGUGUUGGACUCCAUGGUCUUAAUUGUUACUUCUUUUCUAUUUUCACACAUUUUCCACUAUAGAUGAUCAGUCUUUUCAAAGAGUAGAAGGAAGGUAAAGGAAGAUGGAAGACAGAAAACCAGAGAUUUAUACAAAUCUAACAAGCUGUUAUGGAGUCGUGCUUUAGAUUCAGUAUUAUAGGGUUUGUCUUUGGUAUAUAUCUAUAUUUUUUUGCUUUUCAGACUGUAUGAUGCUCAAAUGAUGGACAGACACUGUGUGAACAAAAUGUCAGUGAUUGUUUUAUUGCAACCUAUGGAUUGCCAAAGAGCUGUGUAUGUGCACCGAGGGUCUGAACAAGUGUUAAAAGAGGCAGGGUGGAGAACGGACUGAGAGAUGAAUCAUCCUGCCUUUUAUCCACCGCUCUUAGCGUCAUCCCCCCCUGAAUGAAGCACGCUCAAAAAAAACGGAAGGAGGAGGAGUGACUAAAGGAGGAGAGUGGAAAUACCGUUGACUUUCUUGGACACACAAUCGAGCCUUAAGCUAACUACAGUAUACGCUGUAACGGAGGACAGCCAUCGAGGAGUGCCAGUGCUGCUGGAGACACUGAUGAACAGGAGAAGACACACAUACAGAGAGAGAGAGAGACAGAAAGAAAGAGAGAGCAAGUAAAAAUAGAUAUGGUGUUUAUGGUGUUUAUGUUAACAUGCAGUAGAAUUCACAUCAAUCAUCCCAAAAAAAUCUAACAUUUUGGCGUAAUGCAGCUUUCUCCCAUCAGUUACAUUCAUGUGCCACUAUUUGGCUUCAGCUUAAAUACAUUUUGGUGGAAACUUAAAGGUGCACCAUGGAGUUUCUGACCACUAGUAGCGCUACUGAGCAAUAUUUCCAUUUUGUUUGUAUUUCAUGCAUGCGCAGCGGCAUGCAUUAACAGGGUUUCACACUAUUCCAGUGACUGACAUAUUAUCAGUGGAGGAAAAAGGCUCUGCAAUUGUUUUUCCUGAGGAAGGAAAUUCAUUUAACAGAUUUCCUCAAAGUUACUUACAGUGUAUAUAUAACCUUGUACGUUUGCUAGAAAACUCCACAGGUUACCUUCAAUGGCUCCAAAAUUGUACAAAAAGUAAAAUAUCAACAACAUGGUUACCUUUAACAUAUCUGGAGCUACAAAUGUUUUAUCUACAACAUACACUUUUGACUUCUAAAACAUAUUUUGAGAUUCUAUGGUCGUGAUAAGACAACUCAAAGCAAUUUGGAAAGGUUUCGGUCAAAGUUAAAAAAUGAAAUACAAACUUGAAUCCACUUUUUAAAAAAGGCACUUUGUGCAUCUGGCCGUCCAUUCUGACCUCCACACUGUAACUGUUCCCUUUGCUUUAUGAAAGCUAUACCACUUCCCAUAUUAGAAGUAGAUGUUGGUAAUAAACAUUAAUGAUUAUUGUAAAUUAGCUGCAAAUGAAUGUAAAUCAUGGGAGACUGUUGUAUUGUGGCUGCAUUUUUGAUGGCAUCAUAACACAUGGCAGCAGACAUUGAAUUUAAACUAAUCUAUCUGCAAAUCGAGGAUGUCACUUUUUGGCUUGCAGACUGUUUAGGCUGUGGUCGUGACCAUUUAAUUGACUUGUCAACGUAGUCAAUUGAAGUCUACAAAAGAUGCAUUUGAAAACGUUCAUCUAAACAAUUGGAGAAGGGCUGGUAGGCAGGUGAUUCUCUGCAUGUAAACAUGUCCGGUGAGGUACUCAGCAGACAGAUGGAGAGGACAGACAGCAGGUAAAAUAAACAAACAUCAAAUGAGACUGUCAGCAGGACAGGUGGAGGGUGUAAGAGAGAUGGACACACAACCACAACACAGAAAAGAAGACAACAAAGACACAACGAUACAAAAGACAGAUAGUGAGGGAGAGUCACUGACCUAGACAGAAAAUCUUAGAAAAUGUAAUUGGAGGUCCAGACGUUGUCCUCUCCCUGUCUUCUGUGUAUUUUUCUUUGUCACCCUGCUCGGCCUCAGCAAAUGAAGGUCAAUCACAGAAAGUAAUGUUUGUGUUUGCUGAAUCUAAGUUGCUGUCCUCUGUGGGAUAAAUUGAAAGAGCAAAAGAGAGGAGGUAAAGGGAUGGAAAAAAAGAGUCAAACAUGUCACAUUUGUUGUUGCUCCAUCUCUCUUUUUGCCUUUCUCUCUCAUCUCUCCUUGUUUGAGGGCAUGCAUGGAUACAGCCAGGAGAACCAUUGAGAUGAAAUAAACAAAUAUUAUAGGGGGGGGUUAUAAAAAUGUGUUGAAAGAUGAUCAUAGAAGGAAAGGUAAGGGAAGAAACAAUGGAGAGAGAGAUAGAGGUUUUUUGGGUCCAUCUAACUGUGUUUUCAUUGGACCAUUUUCCAAGUGCCUUGGAGCUCUCUUAUUAUGUCUCUCAUUCUCUCUCUCUUUCUCUCUCUCUCUUUCUCUGUCUCUAUCUCUCUCUCUCACCUUAUCUUUCUCGAAGUCAAGAUAGCAUACCUCUUCUGUCUCGAUGGAUACACACACAUAUGCACACACAGGCAAAGGCACACUACAUUAAGACAUACACACACCUACGGCACUGGCCAGAUAACUCAAACUGUUGUUUGUAGACUUUGUACAGAAGAAUUUCUUUUUUAAUGUUAUUAUUAUUUAAUAAAGGCUAA
Messenger RNA from Anoplopoma fimbria (sablefish), 6478 nucleotides. Its product is annotated as neuropilin-2-like. The transcript has 17 exons. The coding region runs from base 1 to 2739 and encodes 912 amino acids. NCBI's taxonomy places the organism in Eukaryota, Metazoa, Chordata, Actinopteri, Perciformes, Anoplopomatidae. Gene Ontology annotation, biological process: angiogenesis; axon guidance; vascular endothelial growth factor signaling pathway. The record is from RefSeq and is a predicted model, not a curated record. Gene Ontology annotation, molecular function: vascular endothelial growth factor receptor activity; semaphorin receptor activity. Gene Ontology annotation, cellular component: membrane.